This is a messenger RNA of Rhinolophus ferrumequinum (greater horseshoe bat), 2764 nucleotides long. RefSeq names its product deoxyribonuclease 1 like 1 (gene DNASE1L1). The record is from RefSeq and is a predicted model, not a curated record. Bases 146 to 1090 code for a protein of 314 amino acids. Gene Ontology annotation, molecular function: DNA nuclease activity. NCBI's taxonomy places the organism in Eukaryota, Metazoa, Chordata, Mammalia, Chiroptera, Rhinolophidae. Gene Ontology annotation, cellular component: nucleus. The transcript is spliced from 8 exons. Gene Ontology annotation, biological process: DNA catabolic process.
GGGAAGGGUGGGGCCGCGGUCCGGGCCUGGACGCGGUGGGUGGGGAAGACAAUCUCUUCCUCUUCUGACAGUCUCUUCUCCGGCCUCUGCAAGAACUGCGCCCAACUGAGACCACAUCCUGGGGUGACUUGGAUUCCUCCGGAGGAUGCCAGCAGCCCGCACACAGCCAGCCAUGCACUGCCCAGCCACGCUUCUGCUUCUCCUCCUGGCUGGUGGGGCUGAGGCCUUCCGCAUCUGCGCCUUCAAUGCCCAGCGGCUGACGCUUGCCAAGGUGGCCAGGGAGCAUGUGUUGGACACCUUAGUUCGGAUCCUGGCUCGCUGUGACAUCAUGGUGCUACAGGAGGUGGUAGACUCUUCUGACAGUGCCAUCUCCCUCCUGGUUCGAGAACUCAACCGAUUUGAUGGCUCUGGGCCCUACCGCUCCCUGAGCAGCCCUCUGCUGGGGCGUAGCACAUACAUGGAGAAGUACGUGUACAUCUACCGGUCACAGAAGACGCAGGUCCUGGAUUUCUACGUGUUCCAAGACAAGGAUGACCUCUUUGCCCGGGAGCCCUUUGUGGCCCAGUUCACUUUGCCCAGCAAGGUCCUUCCCAGACUGGUGUUGGUCCCUCUGCACACCACUCCGAAGGCUGUGGAGAAGGAGCUGAACGCCCUGUAUGACGUGUUUCUGAAUGUCUCCCAGCACUGGCAGAGCAAGGACGUGAUCCUGCUUGGGGACUUCAAUGCUGACUGCACUUCGCUGACCAAAAAGCGCCUGGGUGAGCUGCAGCUGAGGACUCAGGCAGGCUUCCACUGGGUGAUUGCCGAUGGGGAGGACACCACGGUGAGGGCCAGCACCCACUGUGCCUAUGAUCGAAUAGUGCUGCACGGGGAACGCUGUCAGAGCUUGCUGCACACUGCAGCCCCCUUCAACUUCCCCAGGAUCUACGGGCUCACAGAGGAGGAGGCCCUCAACAUCAGUGACCACUACCCUGUGGAGGUGGAGCUGAGCCGGGCAGCACACAAGAUCCAACCUCUCAGCCUGGCCGCCCUGUUGCUGCCGUCGCUGCUGCUGCCACUCCUGCCUCCCGAGCUGGGCCUGGUGGCCUGAACCCCACCUCCAGUCCCCAACCCUGUGCCUGGUGCCCACAGGUGUGACGACUACCCUGCCUUCAGGACUCCAACCCUGGCCUCCCCUGCCCAUACUGCCCUGGGUGCAGAAGCAAAGCCUGAGGGGCUUCAAAUUCCGUCCGUCCCCCACCUCCAGCCCCAUCCUGCCCUGCCCAGCCCAGCCCUGCCCCUAUUGGACUGCAGCCCUCGGCCUUUGCUUUGGCUUGUGUUCUUUGCUUGGGCCUGUGCCCGGCAUUAGAAUGCGGAAGAGGAAGGCAAGGGCCCUAAGGCUGGAGCCAUGGCACUCUUCUCCCAGGUAGUUAGGACAGGGCAGGCUCCAGGGCUGGGAGAGGGGAAGGGGUCUCUGGAGGUGGUGAUGGUGGCUAAACUGCAGGGCUCAGAAAAGUGAAUUACAGUAGAAAAGAUUUCAAGAGAAGGAAACUUCUCGGCCUACAGGCUAAGAACGAAAAUCUCAAUUGGAGGGACAUUACAUGUACACAGGAUUCUUAUGAAUCAAUGUGAAAAGCCCAGUAGGUAACAAGAAUGAAGUUACACACACACUACUGAACAAUCAAACACAUUUUAGCUCAUUUGUAUCUCAAUGAAUGAAAAUAGCUACACACAACCCUGGUGCCUGCGGUCAUAACCACAGUGCUUUCCAUUAGUCCACACAGGCAUUCACGUGGCACACCCCCAAGAAGGCUUGGUUACCAAGGCUACAGGUGCCCAGAAAACACAUGAAGCAGCCACCAUGUAACCAGAACAGUGGUGACGGCGCAGAGCGAGGGGGUAGAGGACAGACAUUAACCAUGACCCUGUUGAAGGUGUUGUCACGGGACCCUUCCUUCCCCAGCUCCAUUUUCCAGAGAACAGAGCUCAGUAACCACAGCGGGAUAUCAAUCAGGUUCAAGUGCAGUUAGUCUUAUUUAUGGUUUAGAACCAUCUCCCUGAAAUCACAAAUAAAGUAAUUUUAAACUUUACAAAUGGCUAAUUACAAAGCCAGAGGUGUCUUGCGCGCAGUGGGGACUCCAGGCUGUGCUGCGUGCAGUCCAGGCUGACGAUCCUGCAGGCUCUUCUCCCAGGUGCAGAGCCUCAAGCCAUCCCACCUAAAGGCACUCAGGGCCUACUCUUCCUGCUUCCCCAGACAUCCCUGUGACCUAACACUGCUCUUGCGGGGGGCAGCCCCAGGCACACAAUUGGGGUGACCGUCAACACAGCAAAAUACUCAGACCGAGGGCUACAAACCGUUUGCUCUAAUGUCUCAAAGCUCCAUGGGACAGUUUGGAAGGGUUAAGUGGAUGACCCCGUCUCCUGAAGGGCUGGGUAAAACGUAGCUGUAACCAUGGCCAGGGGGACUCAUCUCUCCCCAUUGGUAGCGAUGCUGCUGCUGUAGGACCCAUGGGGAAAGCUUCCACAGCAGCCCAAGGGUAGCCUUAGGACAAAUCCCUUUUCGUCACUCAGGGCAGGGUACUGUAUAAAGGCAGCACUCUAGUUAUAGACUGACCAUGACCUUGACUUUUGAACCUACAGCCUCUGAUCCAGACAGGCCCACGUCAGCAUCCUAACUAGGCAACCAGGAGGCCGUUAUGGGUUUGCUUGCUCACUGGCCCUAAGUUGUCGGCCUUUUUUGUAAAAGGACAGUGACUCUGGGGUUCCUAGAGCACCCCCCACAAAU